Molecule: messenger RNA, 2830 nt
Organism: Calidris pugnax (ruff)
Lineage: Eukaryota; Metazoa; Chordata; Aves; Charadriiformes; Scolopacidae
Gene: RALY
Product: RALY heterogeneous nuclear ribonucleoprotein
Exons: 9
Coding region: 115-957 (280 amino acids)
Cellular component (GO): nucleus
Molecular function (GO): RNA binding
Source: RefSeq, a predicted model, not a curated record
GGGCGAAGCUGAGACCGUAGAGGAGCUGCUGCGCCUGCUCCCGGAGCGGUGACGGGAAGGACUGAGAAACCAACCCCAAGUGCCCCCACCAGCCCCGGAGCCCCGGUGUUCAAGAUGUCAUUGAAGGUGCAGACGAGCAACAUCACGAACAAGAAUGACCCCAAGUCCAUCAACUCCAGAGUCUUCAUUGGCAAUCUCAACACAGCCGUGGUCAAGAAGUCUGACGUGGAGACCAUCUUCUCCAAGUACGGCCGCGUGGUGGGCUGCUCCGUUCACAAGGGCUAUGCCUUUGUACAGUACUCCAACGAGAGGCACGCGCGGGCUGCUGUCCUGGGCGAGAACGGACGCGUGCUUGCUGGCCAGACACUGGAUAUCAACAUGGCCGGGGAACCUAAACCCAACAGACCUAAAGGGCUGAAGAGAGCAGCCUCCGCGUUGUACAGCGGCUACGACUUCGACUAUGACUAUUACAGAGACGACUUCUACGACAGGCUCUUCGAGUACCGGGGCCGGGUCUCUCCGGUGCCCAGGGUGGUUCCUGUGAAGCGGCCGCGGGUCACCAUCCCCUUGGUCCGGCGCGUGAAGGCAACGCUCCCCGUCAAGCUCUUCGCCAGAUCGGCCGCCAUCGCCAACAGCUCGGCCAAGUUGAAGCUGAAGUGCAGUGAGCUGCAAACAAUCAAAACGGAGCUGACACAGAUAAAAUCCAACAUUGAUGCUCUGCUGGGCCGACUGGAGCAGAUCGCUGAGGAACAGAAGCUGUCUGCAGAGGUACGGAAGAAGGCGGACGGCAGCAAAAGUGAAAUCUCGCAGGAGGACACGGCAUCAGAGGCAGAGGUCAACACGGAGGAGCCACUGAACGGGGACGAGGGUGAGGAAGAGGGUCUGGCACGGGACGAGUGUGAAGAUGAACUGGAGAACAGCCAUUACACAGAUGUGGAGGAUGCCAGACUACAGUAACCAGCCCAUUCAGAACAGCAGUGAGCAAGAGUGUGAGGAAAGCACGAGGCUAAACCCUGUCCUGGCACGUUGAGCAAGACAAGCUGAAUCGAAGUGCUGCUGUCAUCUCUACCUUGGCAUUCAAAAGGAGAAACAUGGCCCGACAUCUUCCACCCAUCUGUAAAGCAAAGACAAAGACAAACUCAUCACCCCAGUGAGUCCCCACCACCCUGUGCAGUGGAUUUGGAGCUCUGCAGCCAGCGGAGGUGGGAACCCAACCCUGCAUAUCUAUAACCAUCACUGACUGGAGAACGGGAGAGCAGUUGUGUCACCAACGGGUCAGAGAUGUUCUAAAGCUUUCUGUAGGAGGGAGAACUAAGCCUAACCCAAUAAAGACGUUUUUCCCCACGCUGGGUGAGAGCCGGAGCAUUUGCUAACUGGAGGGAGAAGUACUGUCUCAGUUUGGACAAUUUGUGUUCUCACACUAAAGGUGGUGUUGAGGAAGUGGGUGUGGGGUGACCUGUCCUCCCAGAAUGGUCACCUCCUGCCGUGUCUCCUUUGCCCCACGCGCUGCCACGGGUACAUGGUCACUUCCCGCUGGAAAGGAGUCGGUGCUGGAGCUGGUGCUGUGCUCCUUGCAUCUGCUUGAGGAGAGGGGAAGGGGAAAGGAAGCUGCCUGCAGGAAAAAAGUGAUCCCAAGCAGGAGAAACAAAGCAUCCAUCAUUUUCAAGGGUUUGGUCUCCUCGUUCUCCACUGAGAAACCAUGGUGGAAAGGCUGAGCAUGUCUCCACAGUGUAAGGGGGGGGGUGCAAACGCAUGGAUGAGACCCUUUUCUUGGACCCGCUGCUCCCUGGAAGGGAGGAAUCCACCUGCUUCUCCAGCCCAGCGCCAGAGACAUCAGCCCCUUCCCCAGGGUGCUCACAUCUGCUCUUGCUCCGGCUUCUCUGGGUCUUCCCAGGCAGGAAGGAGAGCGGUGGGACAGCUCCUGCUCCCGCUCCUGACCGUAAGGGCUGUUGCUCCAUCACCAGCCUGAGGGGUCCGUGCAGCCUGACAGCUUGUCUGAGUGUGACGAGACCAGAAACGGUGAAUACCCCAAGCACGAUGCAUGUGGGCGUGCAAGCACCUCCCCUGCCUACCCAAAUUCAAGCUGCUUUUGACCCACGGCACGUCCUGCAGGCAGAGGCCAGCUUGUCGGGGGAACCCCCUUACACCGCAGCACCCAAGAGGUCUCUCAGCCUUUUAUCUUCUCGUUCCUUCCUCCUUCGUGGGCUUAUCCUGGUUUUUUCCUUAGUUCGGGGGUAGGUGGGACUGAAUCUCACGCAGCACUUUAUUCACAUCAGAUGUGUCCUGCCCGUCUCCCCUGUUCUCCUCCAAAAAAACACACACACACACACACCAGUGCUUUGAAUCCAGACUGGUGUCCACAGCUUCUCCUUGGUCAAACCCUCCCACAAAACGCGUGGCCCCCUCCCCAGGUUGUAGAGAGUGCUCUGAAAGGGGGGUCCUGCUCUCUGCCCCAGUGCUCAAAGCCAGACCUCAUCCACGGCAUCCCUCUUGGAACGGCGAAGGGGAAAACAGGUCCCGGGGGGGCCACGCUUCCCUCCCCCGAGGGCCAUCCUGGAGCAAGCAUGGCUCUUGAAGCACAAUGUUUUAUUUGCAUAUUUCUUAGUUUCAGAUACUUCACGAGGGAUUCAAGGGAUAACCGUGCUUUCCCCUCCCCUUUUCCGGUUCCUGUACAAUUGAUCCAUUGUGUUGUACUGAGCCGUCGUAGAGCUGUUUUCUAGGCUUUGAGAGAUGAGCUGCAGUUUUUGCUAUGAACUGACUGUGAUGCUGAUGUUUGGGAGAAAGGUGACCUUGUACAUACAAUCCUGUAUAAUAAAAGAAAGAAAUCUAA